This is a messenger RNA of Thamnophis sirtalis, 972 nucleotides long. The record is from RefSeq and is a predicted model, not a curated record. Lineage: Eukaryota; Metazoa; Chordata; Lepidosauria; Squamata; Natricidae.
GAGUUCGCGCCCUGCGAUGAGGAGCUGGAGGCCUACCGGCGCGGGGAGGAGUGGGACCCCCGGCAGGCAGAGGAGCGGCGCCGGAUGAAGGAAGCGGCGCAGCGUCAGGCGGAGGAGGAGGCGCUGCGUGGGCCGGCGGAGGUGACCCCUCCCAGCGACUACAAGGACAAGUACAGCCACCUGAUCGGCCGGGUGGCCGCCAAGGACGCCGCCCAGGCCAUGGAGGCCAACAAGGCUUACGGCUGCGUGCCAGUGGCCAACAAGAGGGACACGCGCUCCAUCGAGGAGGCCAUGAACGAGAUCCGGGCCAAGAAGCGGCUGCGCCAGAGCGAGGAGGAGGCCAAGAGCUCCUAAGGGCCCUCGGUGGCCCCGUUCCAUCUUGUGGGGCGGCCUCAGGGCUGCUCCCGUGGGGGGGGGGAGGAAUCGGUGGGGACUCUCAUCCUCCAGUCCUCUCCCUCCCCCCCUCAAACUACUAGCUAGAAUUUGCUUUUUAAUGCGCUAAAAAAGCGUUUUAAAGGCUGCCUAAGCCGAUUGAGGAAAGGUGAGGAGGGUCUGUGUGAAUAGGCGUCCCCCUCCCACAGUUGUCUCCUCCUUCUGCCCAUUGAACUCUAUUACCCAGCUUGGUGGGUCACUUUUGAGCCACGGGAGGAGUCCCCAUCUGGCUCAGUUGUGGGGCUGCAGCCCCCCAGCUUUGCCACCCAAAUGCCCCACUCCCAUCCACAGCAUCAUCUUGGGGCUGACCUUUGCCCUCUAGGCAGAACCUCCUCAUGUCCCUGGAAGGCCUGGGCCUGAGCUUCCUCCUCCUCCUCCCACCCCCCGUUGUUUGGUGUUGGCACAGCUCGGUAGGAGAGGAAGGACAAGUGGCCACUUCUUUUGGGGCAGCAGGGCAGACCUCCUGGUCUCGGCUCCCUUUGGGCAACUACAGAGUGUGUGUGUGUGUGUGUGUGUGUGUAUAAUACCAGGUUUUUAUUC